Messenger RNA from Tetrahymena thermophila SB210, 1401 nucleotides. RefSeq lists its product as hypothetical. Lineage: Eukaryota; Ciliophora; Oligohymenophorea; Hymenostomatida; Tetrahymenidae. The transcript has 10 exons. The record is from RefSeq and is a predicted model, not a curated record.
AUGAAACUUAAGAGCAAUAAACCCCUGGCCAAGCUUGCGUUGUAAGAAAAUGGGAGUAAAAAAGAUUAGCAAGCUUUAUUUAGACAGAAAAAACCUAAAUAUAUAAAAUAGAUAAUUAUAGAUGGAAAAAAUUAACUGGAUAAAGUAAACCCUGAAUUCGAUAAAUAUGUUUUCAAGGUAUUUGAUAGAGAAACUCUUUAAGAAUGCUCUAAAAGGGGAGGAUACUUUGAUAAUAAGAUUGUUUCUUUUGAAAAACCAUACGGAGAAUAACUUAAAAAGGACUGUAUAAUUAUAUCUAAGUUUAUUCAUUCAAAAUGUUUAAAGGUCAAGUAGCUGUAAGUAAUUCUUCCAGAGCUCGAUAUUCAUCAUAACUAAUAAAUCGAUGUAGAUGAUGAAACAAUAUAAAAGCUGUUUACAAGUAUUUAAGAGGUUUCUACAUCAGGAAAAUUAGAACAUUUAGAAUUAGAUUUCAAGAGUUGGAAAAAAUGCACUGAAGCUUCUAUUAAAAACAUUGCAGAUUGCCUUUAUUCUGUGUUUUAGUAAAGCCCUCAUCUUACACAUUUUAGUAUUAAUCUAAACAACUGGAAGGAUGUUACAGAUAUUGGAGCUUGCUAGCUUUCUGAAUCAUUAUAGAUGAAAACAAAUUUUAAAAGUUUAAUUCAUUUAAAUCUAUCUCUAGAAGGCUGGAAUUAAUGCACUUCGAUUGCUUCUGAAAAAUUAAUAAAUAGUUUAAUAGAAUUGUCAGAAAAAGCAUAAAAUUUAGAGACAUUUAAAUUCAGUUUAUGGAAUUGGGGAAAAUGUAAUGACAAAUCUUGUGAGUUGAUAUCAUAAUUAAUGCAAACUUUAUCUGAUGAGUGCAAAAAAUUACAAUAGAUUGAUUUUAAUUUCUUUGGCUGGACUAAGUGUACUGACUAAGGAUUGUAAGAUUUAUGUAUGGGAGUGACUAGUUUAUUUUAGUCAUUGAAUGGCAUAUUAAAUUUUAAUCUGAACAUAAGCGGAUGGAGAGGCAUUACAUAAAGAGGAAUCAAUUUAAUAUCAAAUACAUUUAAGGAUUGCCUAUUUAAUUUGCAACCAUAUUUGGUUGAUGCAAAUAUAACUUUUUCAAAAUCAGAUAAGGUAUUAACAAUAUGCAGCAAGUACUUGAGAGCUAGAUUCAUGGCAAGAAUGCAAUUCAUGGCUUUUUACAAAUUUUUAGAAUGGUAAGUCAACAGCCCAACACAGGUAUCUUAGGAUCUGUAUAUUGACACGCUAAACUAAAUGAAAGAGCCCUAAUAAGAAAAAGUAAAAGAAAUUGAAAAUAGCAAAGUUUAACUAAAAGCUCAAGUUAAAAUGCCUGCCUACAUUAAAAAUUAAGAAUAAAAAAACAACCAGAAACCACAAUUAAAGAACAUGAAAUUUUGA